This is a messenger RNA of Echinococcus granulosus, 1641 nucleotides long. Its product is annotated as NudC domain-containing protein. Bases 1 to 1641 code for a protein of 546 amino acids. The record is from RefSeq and is a predicted model, not a curated record. The transcript is spliced from 6 exons. Lineage: Eukaryota; Metazoa; Platyhelminthes; Cestoda; Cyclophyllidea; Taeniidae.
AUGAAUCAGCGACUAUCAUUGCCACUUUUGAGAAUGAGGAAGCCGUUGGCUGAGUCAGCCCUAGUCUAUAACGCUUCAUUAGUGCUCGUUAGGGAUUAUGCCUUACUCUCUAGCGGUUCCGAUGAUGUUUACCUGCUUGAAACUGGCGAUCGAUUUUCAGAAGCCCUGUCCCUUUGGAAAAUGGUUUUCGAGCAUCAAGCUGAUUUGGCUUCACAAUCAGGGUACUUGGUCGAUGCCAAUCAGACACAAACUGCUGAUGGAUCAGUUCAAAUAGACUACAUCCUCCUUUCUGUCUAUAGUGCAGGAGAGGAAAAACCUAAGGUUCAUAUCGAUUGGUUCACAAUCUCUCAAAAUUCGAAUAAGUGGUGCAUGUCACGCCAUCGGCGUCUGUGCUGUUCAACUUUUCCGGAUUACAUCGCCCUCGAAGGCAACGCCUGUUCCCUGUCAGUUCGUUCAGCACAGCCACCCACGCCUCUUCUUGAUACGGCUAAUCCAGACAUCCGACCUUCGCCGAAAAACCAUUCACCUAGUGAAGCCAUCGACGUUGAGGAAAACCUCUCUGAUGCUCGUUUCACGUGGACACAAUCACUCCCGUCCAUGCCAGAGGGUGAUAGCACCCUUCUGAAUGUUCUCAUAAAGCUCAACGACAAGUAUCAUAUUUCUGACCCCAAAACCGCUGUAAAUGUUGUCUGUAAAUCCUGUGGAAGUGGUGCUGAUCGUGGUGAAAAUCUAAUUUUCCAUCGACUGGAGGUCGGAUUGCAUACAGAGGAGGGUGACUUUCGGCUGUGUGAUGCGCGUCUUUUUGCUCCUGUACGAGAUAGUGGCACUAUGUGGACCUAUGACCGUGAGACUAAUAGUAUUGACGUUACAAUCGUGAAGGAGGAGGCGGGUACCUGGCCGCGUCUCUUUGCUGACCCUGACGAGGAGAGACGUUUGGGUGUUCGAUAUGACGAGGGAUCUUUGCCCGCAACAACCACUGACGCUCCUGGUGAAAUGAUGCAGAGCUGCUUCAAUGUGGAACAGCUUGAGGACGUGGAUAUGGUUCAUGAGGAAGAUGAGGAUGACGGUGUUAUGCAGCGCAUUGAUGGCGAAACACUAAAAGUUGUCCUAAGGGGUGAAAUGGUAGGUCAUCAGAUGCUCUACAUAGCCCCAACUUGUGUCGGUAGCAAUGGACUCAGUUCACCCUCACGCCUUCUCUGCACGCGCUACGACGUGGAUGGCCUUUUAUGGGCACCGCAGCCACAUGACACUACACAUCCCUGGGCACACGUGGCCACUCUACAGGCCUUUGGUUACGUCCUCGCCAGCAAGCAGAACCGCCGUUUCAUUGCCUCACCUCCUCUCAACCUCGCCGAUGCUCCUAUCUCUGUCGCUUUCGUUGCUGUAGCUGACAUCACCCGUCACGUCUACGUCUACUGGCAACCAUCUAAGAACUCCCUUACUGAGUUGCGCCACCGAAAUUCUGGUGAUUUGAGGCCGGGCUCCGGUGUUGUUCACGUGGCCUGGCAACAGGUCAUUGCACUGCCCGAUGCCGAGAAGAUUAUCGGCUUCGCGGCUGUGGCAGGUGGACCCUACGCUGCGUGUGUGGUUGCAACCCCCCAUGCCCUCUACUUGAUUUGUCUGGACGAAGGAGAGGAAUAG